This is a messenger RNA of Clupea harengus (Atlantic herring), 3187 nucleotides long. Its product is annotated as transmembrane protein 106C. The record is from RefSeq and is a predicted model, not a curated record. Lineage: Eukaryota; Metazoa; Chordata; Actinopteri; Clupeiformes; Clupeidae.
ACACGCUGCUCAAAACAGUUCUGACAACAUCUAUGUAUUCGUCAGAAAGGAGUGUUUUAAACAACGAUUUCCCGGCCAGAGAACGGAUAGUGAAGUGGGUGAUAUGAUCCGAAACGAAACAUUUCAAGAAUAGAGGAAUUGAAAGAGCAACCUUUCAUCAGUCGGUCACUUUUAUGGUUUGAUAACACACAGCAAAAGGUACCCAUCGAACAGGUGGGUGAAGUGACAGCUAAUGGGAACUCACUGGUCUCAAAACAACGAGACGCUCCUAAACUGCUCCGAUAACGGGGUCAGGAUAAGGCAAGGCUACCAGGCUGAUGAUGAUGACUCCUUGGACGGUCUGGAUAGGCAGGAAGACAUUGCACAGUUUCCAUACGUGGAGUUCACUGGACGAGACAGCAUUACAUGUCCAACUUGCCAAGGCACUGGGCGAAUCCCCUCAGAUCAGAUAAAUGAGCUGGUUGCACUGAUUCCAUACAGUGAUCAGAGGCUUCAGCCGCAAAGAACGAAGCUGUAUGUGGUGCUGUCUGUGGUGCUGUGUCUGCUGGCCUCCUCGUUUGUGGCGUUCUUCUUGUUCCCUCGCUCUGUGGUGGUGAAGGAUAAUGGCAUUCGCACGGUGACCGUGCACUUUGAUCACAACAACAGCAAAGUGCUCAUCAACAUGACCAGCACUUUGAGCUUUAGCAACCCCAAUUUCUUCACGGUGAUGGUGGACAGCCUAAACUGUCAGGUACUCUACAUGAAGACUGUCAUUGGCACCCAGCAGCUGGACAACGUCAUCCACAUCCCGCCCCUCAGUGAGAGACCGGUGAAUUUCAGUGUGAGUGUGGAGAUCAGUGGGAGUCUCUCUUAUGUGUAUGCCUUCUGCUCCAUGGCCAGUAUUAAGGUUCACAACAUUGUCGUCUUCAUGCAGACCUCUGUUAAAACAUCCUAUAUGGUGCGCAGCACGCAGAACACACUGGAGGCCUAUCGCUAUAUCGACUGUGGUGCCAACUCCACAAUUCACAGGUCUUCAGAUAUCCUGUGGUCUGAUCCACACCGCAAUCCCAGCAUCAGGCUGCUGAGGUAAAAAAAAAAGGAAAAAAAAAAAGUUUGAAGGUGACUUAACAUCCUCAGACAUGGAAGUGGGGUUUGAUUCAACCAUCUGGUUGCAUUCGAGGUCUGUUUAAUUGGCACUGAAACAAAAGGGAGUAGUUUCCGAGGUUCAGCUUGUCUGGACUAGGAUGGAAAUUGGGAAUGUGUUGUCUCUGAAACAAAGGACAGAGGACUACUGAGACGAGUGCUACUUGAGUUUCUCUUUCUGGAAAAGUCUCGCAAAGCAUCAUUUAACUGAGCACAGUACAAGUUCUGCUACUACUGAUUUUGAAAAAUUGCUGCUCUUGGCUCUCCGUUUGCUCCAUUUCAAGAGCCCUUUCUGUUUGAGUAGAGUAGGGCACGGUCCAGGAGAUGAGGAUGUCAGUAUGAUCUGGAUGGCCGAUGUUAAGAUGAUGCCAAUUCUGAGCAUUAAAGCUUGUGUUGAAUUGGUAGGCAUUCAGGCAUCUGAUGAGCACCUUAUUAAUUUGCUAACUUUUGCUUGGUUUUUGUUCAAUAAUAGACUGUCUUGUGUCGUAGUACUGUACAGUUUUUCUAACUGAAAUAUGCUUUUUCAGUCUGUUUUGAAAGGAAUAACUACUGUAUUUUCCUUGAAUGAAAUAUCCAAAGAUUGAUAAUUUAACCUGUGCUUACAAAAUGAUUGACUUUUCCCACAAUUUACGUAACAAAGGUAGACUGAUAGGAUUUUAUGCUGUCUUUUGACAUAAUUGUCAGUUGAUGCAUUCAGAAGGGUUACUUAAUCCUAAGAAAAGCCAGCUGUUAAAACAGUACAAGACCACUGUGUAAAAGAGGAAAACUGCACAAAAUAGUAGGGGAGGGUGGGGUAAGAUGAGCCAUUUUUUACUUGAGUCGACCUAUAGACAAGGGAAUAUGACGCAGAAAUGCACAGAAAAGCGAAUGCAUACAACACAAGAUCAGGAUGCGUGCCAUCAAUUGAAACCUUAACAAUCGACAACAAACCCUCCAAAAAAUAAACUGAUUUGUCUACAGUUCUGAAGUCUCUAGGAUUAUGAAAUAGACAUGGAAGUCUUAAAUUGAAAGCUACUUUUAUUCUUUUUAAGGAACAUUCACAGAUUAUUUGUUUUUUACUUUCAGUGUACACUGUCAACUGUAUGUUUGAUAUAGUGGCAAAUGCUAUAAAAAAAGGCAAAUUAAGAGUGAUGUUUCUAGUCCUUCACAAAGAGGUAAAUAAAAAAUAGGGAUACAAGCACGUGUUAAGCGUCUUUCAGAACUUUGAAAAGCGCUAUAUAAAUGUGAUGUAUUAUUAUUAUUAUGACUAUGGAGCCUCUAUAUUUUUCUUCUGUAAUUACGUGCCAUGACCACUGUUAUGCUGCAUUUGAAAUACGAAAUAUAAUGUCAGUUAUUCAUGGUUGGGAUGUAGCAUUAAUUUAAACAUCAAAUAUUUGACUGAAAGUAAACCGGUGGUUCAUCUUCCCCGAGGCCCUGGUUCAUUUUCCCCUACAGCCACCAUUUUGGGAAAUGUGUCUAGUCCAGCAACCCAUAGCUACAUUUUUGCUAAUUCACUAACAUAUUUUUGCCCACUGCCAGUUCAUCAACAUAUCUGAUAUAACUUUUAAAACUGAGAUAAGCUACUUUUGAUGUGAGACUGAUUUAAAUAACUGAUAUGCCAAAAAAAAAAAUAUUGACAGGCAAAAAAAGAAGCAUAAAAAAAUAUGCUUUCCACUUCAUUCGCAUGGAAAAAUGAAAAGGGAAAAUGCAAAGUAAAUUUAGGGUCACAUGACAAAAAUGAUUUCUGGUUGCCUAGAUACAGGUGGUGGUUCAGCUUCCCUCAAUCCCCUAAUCAGUGUUGCUUACUUGUCUCCAGUAAGACCAACCAAGCACAUGUUACCUUAAACUAUGCAAAGGUUAUUCAUGAGUUAUGUAAUAUUUAUUUAUAAAGAUUUUAUUUGCCAAAAUUGAACUUGAAGAUUUGUCAUAUGGAUAAUGCAAAAUUAAAAAGUAAAAGUGAGAUGUAAUUUUUAUUUGGAAUGGUACUCUGAUGUUUACAGAAAAGAUAAGCUGAUCAGCAAGAUCACAGAUACCACUCAGAUGUGUAAUAUUGGAUAAUUUUCCUCAAUAAACAAAUUAAGUAUAA